AUGUCUAACACGAAACGAACAACAGCUUCAAUAGCUCAACAGCCCUUCUCCGACGUUUAUUCUCAGCGCGAUUCCGUUCGAUCGGACGAUCAGACUGUUACCGAACAGCUGCGCAUGAGGAUGGCCAAUGCCACGAUUGCUGACCCAGUCGAUGAGACGCAUUGGUACUCUCCGUACGGCCAUUGCAUCGAUGCGUCGAAUUACAUGUGCGCUAAUUCAGCCGAACGUCAGUUGGUAUGUAAAGAGACCGAUUUGCCAGCAGAAUCGUGCAUCCCGAAAGACAGAAUGAAGGGGCAAAGUAUUGAAAUUGCCUUUUUCGCGGUCACUGUUUUCUCUAGUCGCUAA
This is a messenger RNA of Gongylonema pulchrum, 345 nucleotides long. NCBI's taxonomy places the organism in Eukaryota, Metazoa, Nematoda, Chromadorea, Rhabditida, Gongylonematidae. The record is from the annotation of a GenBank genome assembly.